AUGUUCUUGACUGAGUUAUACCGAGAAAGCUAUAGUGUCAUCUGUGUAGGGCUGUGUGCUGCCGAGACUGAGGCGCUGAUUCUUUCCAUCGCCGGUGAGAACCGACUGCCGAGAAUUGCUAAAGUUAUGAGUUCGAAAAUUUCCAACGAGAAGCUCUGUAUCGACAACGCCCUGCGCGCCAUCGGCCAAGUUCCCGACGGGACUCACGAGAGCGACUCGCUCUUCCUUUACAAUAUCGGCACCGCCGUCAGCGCAGUUCUCCAGUUUGACGAGUGGUGCAAGGCCGACGGCCAGGACUGGGGACCAGCUGGUCUAGAAAGAAUGUCGAACGUCGUAGGACAUUUUCCUUUUUGCUAUUUGCCUAGCCAGGCUUGAUGCUCUUCUGCCCUUUGAAAGUAAAGACAAGGUAGGGUAGCUCCAUUAUUAGCACAGCAUAUGAUAUGAAUAGGUUGCAACCACACCGCUAGAGGGAAGUACAAGGCUAGGAGCUGCCAUCCUCAGAUCUUUCCUAUCGGAAAGAAAAGAAAAAACAAUUGAAAAAAAAAACAAGACAGUAGAAACACCAAAAGUGGAAAAAGCUAGAAAAGGAAAAAGAGAAUCACCGACUUCAGAGAAGCGGAGACAAUUGAAUUUGACAAGAGUGGGAUUCGAACC
Messenger RNA from Neurospora hispaniola, 654 nucleotides. RefSeq lists its product as uncharacterized. The record is from RefSeq and is a predicted model, not a curated record. The transcript is spliced from 2 exons. Bases 1 to 375 code for a protein of 124 amino acids. Lineage: Eukaryota; Fungi; Ascomycota; Sordariomycetes; Sordariales; Sordariaceae.